Messenger RNA from Cotesia glomerata, 4236 nucleotides. It is a transcript of the gene OtopLa, whose product is annotated as proton channel OtopLc. Gene Ontology annotation, biological process: proton transmembrane transport. The record is from RefSeq and is a predicted model, not a curated record. Gene Ontology annotation, molecular function: proton channel activity. Bases 468 to 3221 code for a protein of 917 amino acids. The transcript is spliced from 8 exons. Lineage: Eukaryota; Metazoa; Arthropoda; Insecta; Hymenoptera; Braconidae. Gene Ontology annotation, cellular component: membrane.
UUCACUGGGGCCACGCACGCCGUACAGUAUCGUUCGUUCUCCAGUUUAUUUAUUUAUUUAUUAGUCCAAGUAAUUAUUAAUUAAUUAAUUCGAAUUAUUAUUGAUAAAUAAGUCAUUAAUUUAGGGAAAAUCAGGAUCGGGACGAAGGAGGAACUGUUAAUAAUAAUAAUAAUAAUUAGAGAGGUCACACGCAUCCAACGAACCCAGACAAAGAAGUGGGUGAACCAAAAACAGGAGCAGGCGCAUUGUUUUCGAGGAUCCACACAGGAUUCGCACGGAAGUGUAUUAUUAUUAUUAUUAUUAUUUUCAAUUGUAUUUGUAUUUCUGGAUCAACAGUGGACUCGACCGUAAGCGCACGAGGUUCUGAGCCGAUGGCGGACGAAAAACCGACGAUUGUUCGCUGUCAUAUCAGCUCGAUUAAUAAAGUCUAGCGACUGGAUAAACGGAGACCUACUGAUCCAAAGGAGAUGCAACGGUGUCCUUACCUGCACGAGAUGAAGGAGCGUCUGCUCUCGCAGCCGACCCCAACCGACAGCCUGGACAUGGAACGACUGGAUGGUGGCACCCCUGUUAAAGAAGCCAACCUCCACACAGAGUACCCAGCACAAACGAAUCCCGGAGUGAUCCCUGACCCCCCCGAAAUGCCGCCCGACACCUUGAUUGGCACCGUCGUCAAGGUAAAUGAUCCCGAGCUCAACUCAGAUGGCUAUGGAUCACAUACGUCUCCGGCCCACGCGAGGCAACCUCUUGUACCUCAGGGUUCGAUGAAUCCUCCGUUAUGCCUUACACCGACACAUUCUAGUUAUGGCAGGAAUUUCCCUAAGAAUGCUAAAACGUCACUCUUCAUAAUAAUGAGCUUUAUUUACGCAAAACUCCUGGUAGUAGUAUGUGUAGCAUACGUAAUAAGCGAAGUAGUAACCCACAAGCUGCCGUUGUACUACUUCGAGGGUUUUUUCGCGUACAUGUACGGAAUGAGUAUCCUUUUCUUGCUCUACGUCUUUUGUUUCCUUCUGCAAGAAAGCGCCUGUUGCUCGAGGGGUGCAGAAACUCCACCCCCGCCCCCGAAGCCACCCAAGCCCCCCAAGGAGCCUAAGGACAAGAAGAACAAAAAGGACAAGAAAGAUAACAAAAAAGAUACUAAGAAAGACACUAAGAACAAAAAAGAUUUUCAGGAUGCUAGUGAUGUAGAAGCUGGAGUAUCUACUCGCGUGUCCCGUAAGCGCAAAACUUCACAAAAUGACCACAGCCACGGCAGUUUCUUCCUUAGAAUUGGCGCAAUCGCAUUCGGACUUGGCACCAUGGUCUACAAUGGACUAGAAUUCGGUCAAUUCUUCGAGAUACCCCCAACUUCAACGUGUUUCCAGAUCUUGCAUGGCGUGAACCCUCUCCUACAGAUGGUCUUUACUUUCAUGCAAAUGUACUUCAUCUUCAUGAACUCACGGCUGAACAUCCAUCGCUUCAAAGUUAUCGCACGGUUUGGAUUAAUGCACGUUGUCGCAACAAAUCUCUGCGUUUGGGUAAAGACACUUGUCUUUGAAAGCUUGAAGGAAAUCACCCAGAACAACCUAAGAUACAGCAAACCCGACCUCGGAAUAAUCGAGAGCAUCCGACAACACUCACUGGCCCACGCUGGACUGAUCUUGGGUAACGAACCACGAGACAUAGCGCAAAUGCGCCUAGCACCCUCAACUCUAACUUCAAACGCAGCCACAAAAGUCCUGGGCUCACUAGCGACAACUACGCGCCGUUUAAUCCGAACAACCCCAUCAUCAAUAAACCGAUACGCCAGAUCAACAGCGCGAUCAGUAGCUCGAGCGAUAACCCAGGGCACUACAUCAACCCUAGCCACGUUUACCUCGAGCAGCACGACUCCUCAGUUCACAACUUCCUCUACAACAUCAACCACCCCCUCUACUACAACCACCACUACAACUCCCUCCACCACAACAAUGUUCCCCACUACACCUUCUUCAACAUCAACUUCAACACCCACUUCAACUUCAACUUCAACUUCAACUUCAACCUCCCUACCAACAUUAUCAACAAUAUUCGACGCGCUAACAACCGCAAAGGAGAACGCAACAACAACCUUAAGCAGCUCAACAUCAACAAUGUCGCCACCAGCGCCAACUUCAACGCCGCUAUCAACCUACGCUUCAAUGAUGUGGGACUUUGGCGAGCCGACUUCAUCAGGACUGGCCAACAAGGGACUUCCCCAGCUGCUAGAUGUCGUUAACCAAACCAACGGAACGAGCAUCUGGACCCCGACGUACGCAUUUUACCAAAGCGCUCCUUUGAACGAGAACGCUUGCGGACGGGUCAACAUAAUGGGAACGAUCGUCGAUGAUGCAGCGCCCUACUUGUACCCUUUUAUCAUUGAAUACAGCCUGGUAGGCGCUGCAGUGAUCUAUGUAAUGUGGAAGCACAUUGGACGGCACCCUCGCUGGCCCCACCAAGCAGAAGCAGACUUAGAGCGACGUUUGGAAGCCAUGUUGUCAAGACGCGCCGUCGCAUUGGCCCACGCUGGACACGGUCGCGUGGAUUGCGUAGGAGCCAGCAAGGGUCUCUUCGUAGGACUGUUCCUAUUAGUAGGAAGCCUGAUUUGCUUGAUCCUGUUCUUCGUUCUGAUCCAGCAGCCUUCUUUCGGGCUGCUCGCGAUUUACCUCGCGGACGCUUCUCACUGCGUGGUAAUGGCGUUCUCCAUUAUCGCGAUAAUCAUCGGGUUCAUACGCGUCCAGAGCCUGAAGUUCAAGGCCGAAGAACAGAGCGACCUUAAUGAUAUUCUGCUACGUGUUUCUGGAUUUGGAUUGUUUCUCUACGCGGUUUUUAGCGUGAUUGCCGGAUCUUUGGCAGCGUUUACUCAUGAGCCGAAUUUGUUAGUCAUGGUCACUGGAUUGCUGGCAAUAGUCCAGGUGGUACUGCAGAUGCUCUUUAUUGCCGAUGUGUCUCGCAGGCGUGUUCAUUUACCGGAACACGAUCGCAGCAAGCCCGGAAGACAGGUUGUCACCUUUUUGCUGAUUUGCAACGUUACAAUGUGGGUUAUUUACACCUUUGAGACGCAGAAAGUUGUCGCCAAUCCGGUUCAGCUUGACUUUUAUGGAUCACUUGCGUGGAUUAUGGUACAAAGGGUCACUAUGCCGCUUUGUAUAUUCCACAGGUUCCACAGCGCUGUUACGCUUGCUGAAAUCUGGAAGACCAGCUACAAAGCGCGCUUGGAGUAAGAAUUUUUUGUUGGUUAGCUUUUUGUGAAAGCUUAUUUUACCUAAAAAGGGGAUUAAAUUCGAUGGACGAAUUAAAAUCUUAUAGGGUUUUUUUUUGUUGGGAGUUUAUUAGCAUUUUUUGUUGCCAAAACUAACCGGAUUUUUAUACUUUUAUACCUUCAUAUCCUGUUUUUUAAGCAUCGGGAAUUGGAGGGGGCAUUGGCGCGUGACACUACCUUGUUUUUGGAUUCGGUUAUAAAUCCGUAACUAAAUUUCCGAUGCUUUUUAAUUAGAAUAAUGGUAUUAUUAUUUCGUUUUAGUUAUUUAUUUUUGUAUAAUGUAAUUAAUUAAAUUAUAAUAAAUAAACGAGUACUUGAUAUUGAAGAACAAAUAAUGGGAUCAUUUUAUAAUUUAUAAAAAUGCUUUAAGCAAGUGGAAAAAUAAAAAAACGUAUAAUACGUUUGUUGCGUAUUUGUAAAGUACAAAAUUGUUUAUAAUUAUAUUUAAUAUAGUUUACAAUUGGCGAGAAUUUAUUCCUUUUUAUUGUAAGGAAAAUUCGAGGGUUUUUUUAAAACGUGGAUCAUUGUACUGAUGAUUUUUGAGGGAAAAUAUUAUCGCGGGAUAAAGAGGUUAAAAUUAAAUUUUGACCGAGGGAAAUCGCUCGGAAACGAAGUUUAAGUAAAAAUGAAAUAAAUAUUAAUUAAAAAUAAUGAUAGAUAUCAUUAGAUAAUAGACUUUAAAAUAAAUAUGGCGAAUGAGUAGACCCAUUCCUAUGAUUAGAUGAAAGUUUUAUCGCUAAAAGUCAUCGAGUCAUCGAACAAAAUAAAAAAUAUAAAUCAAUGAAGAUAUUAUAUAGAUGAAUUAGUGAUUGUUCUACGUGUUCGCAAUUCAUUUUUAAUUAAAAAACAUUUACAUUUAAAGUAUGUACUUAGCUUCGCGUUCAUUGUAAUUGUUCAAACGCUGUCAACUCAUGAUAUUCAGCCGUGUAAAGAGUCUUUAAAAUGAUAACGACGAGGAUCAAAAUGAAGAAUUUUAU